Molecule: messenger RNA, 2969 nt
Organism: Linum trigynum
Lineage: Eukaryota; Viridiplantae; Streptophyta; Magnoliopsida; Malpighiales; Linaceae
Source: the annotation of a GenBank genome assembly
UCCGAAACCACCACUAAGAGCAUUUUGCGUUGUUACCUUCAAACCAAAGCUAAAACAAUGGGUUCAGAAUCUUAUUCCAAACUCCCAUUCCUAGAUUUCUCAAAGCCAGAACUAACAAAGCCAGGCACUCCACAGUGGGAAUCCUUGAAAUCCCAAGUUCGCCAAGCCCUGGAAGAGUAUGGCUGCUUCGAGGCAUCCUUCGACAAGAUUUCUGCCGAAAUUCGCACCGCGGUUUUCGAGUCACUGGAAGAGCUUUUCGACCUUCCUCUGCAAACCAAGCUGCGGAAUGCAUCCAAGAAACCCUUCCAUGGUUAUGUUGGACAGUACCCUCAGGUUCCACUCUAUGAAAGCAUGGGCAUCGAUGAUGCCGAUACUCCUGAAAAGGUUGAAAACUUGACCAAGACGUUGUGGCCUCAAGGAAACCCGCGUUUCAGCAAAACAAUCCAAUCUUACUCGGAGCAGCUUUCAGAAUUCGAUAAAAUGGUGAGAAAAAUGAUCGUCGAAAGCUUUGGACUUGAGAAAUACAUGGACGAACACAUCGACUCCACAAACUACCUACUGAGGGUGAUGAAAUACAAAGGUCCCAAGACCCCUGACACCAAAAUUGGUCUGCACUCUCACACAGACAAGAACAUCGUGACCAUAUUGUAUCAGAAUCAAGUCGAAGGACUGGAAGUGCAGACCAAAGAUGGCGGGUGGAUUAAAUUCCAGCCCUCCCCAAACUCUUUCAUCGUCAUGAUUGGCGACUCUCUUAAUGCAUGGUUGAAUGGUCGGCUGCAUUCAGCCUUUCAUCGUGUGAUGAUGUCUGGAAAUGAAGCCAGAUAUUCCCUAGGCUUAUUUUCAAUACCAAAAGCUGGUUACAUUAUCAAAGCCCCGGAAGAAGUGGUUGACGAGGAACACCCUUUGGUGUUCAAGCCCUUUGAUCAUGUGGAGUUUCUUAAAUUUUACUACUCGGAAGCUGGCCAAAGAGCACCUUCUGCUUUGCAUGCUUACUGUGGAGUCUAAAACUGUAUCUCUACGAUUAUCGAUAUGAUCCUACGGCUGCUGGUGCUUGUUGUCUGUUGACUUCGCGUGUUUCCUUGCUAUUUUAUUAUGAAUAAAAUGUUCGGUAAUUCUACUUCUUAACCAACCACUUGUCCAGUUGGAGUUUGGAGAAAGAUAGAUACAGACAAGAAGAGAAACUUUUGUAAAAUAUAAAUCACCUAAGAUAACAUAUAUCAAAAGUGGGCCUUUUUUACUCGCUCAAUUUCCGAAUCCUAACAAACUCGUUUCUGGGCCAGCAGAUGGACUGGUAUAUUAAAGCCUACAAGGAUGAAACGCUAGUCUUUGACCUAUAUAUACUACCUUUCCAAAUUUCUCUCCCGCUCUCUUCUUGAAUCCUUCGCAAUGAUUGUAAAACAGUAUUGGAGGUUGGAUCGAAAAACUCAAUGGUAUAAUAUUUUAGUGAAAUUGUAGUUUAACCGUAGUUCAACCAUUUCAUAAAGUUAAAUGUCACUUACCGAUUCAACCUCCAAUAAAAGAUUUUUCUAAACGAACCGCAAAUAUAGUACGAUUUUUCAUUCUUUCCCCUUACGAAUAUGAACGGUUAUAAAAUUUCUCAAUUAACCAUUGAAGCCUUAAAUAAUUGUGAGUGUAUUUUGUUCUGCAUCCUAAAAAAAAUUAAAUUUACCUUUAAUCCUUUCUUACACUGAUGGAAAAGAGGUGAAUCCGGUCAAAAUAUGACAGACUAAAGGUUGAUCCAAAAGAUCUCGUAGCUCGGUUUGCCCAUGGUACAAAAGGAAGACAAUUUUCGAGUCGCACCAGGUCCGAAAUGAAAUCCACCUGGUUUUCUUCUCAUUCAGCUAACUAACCUUUAUUCGACGUAAUCGAGCGGAUAUGGGCAACAGACAAGAGAGAGCAGGUACAGGAUAAGAAGUGGGAGAGACUCUCCGAGAGAGCAGGUAGCUCUGUAUCUAUAGAAAGAAGGACAUCGAAUAGAGAGCAGAGGGAGAGUCGGGAUUUUUGCCGAUAAUAGCAAGUUAAAUUUUAUUUUUUAAAACUAGCACCCAGUCGAAAAAAUGGACAUAAAUAGCACCAUUUUUAAUGUAACGCACCCCUAAGGUGCGUUUUACUUAUAAACUGCACCUUAGGGGUGCGUUCCAUGCCACAUCAGCACGCGAACCGCACUAGGAAGGUGCGGUGUGCUUUUUCUGCGGAAGAAUCUUAAAGACCGUUGGAUGGAGACGCGAUCGGAGGGCGGAACGCACGCCGGCAGAGCGAUCCGCUCCAUAGAUCGAGGACCGCACCUGCAAGGAGCGGUCAGCGCCUCGUGAAUCUCAAACCGCAUCGGAAGGGAGCGGUUUCUGCGAGGGGGAAAUUACCAGACCACCCCUAAAGGGUGUUGUUUGCAUAGUAUAAAUACCCCUCUUCCCACUCUCAUUUCUUCACACCACAACCCAUUCUUCCUUCUCUCUCUAGAAUUUAUCUCUCUAAACCCUCCCCUUCCAAAAGCCUAGGAAAUUGUGGUAUGUUGGUUGCGGCUAAGUCCGAUCUGCCAUCAGAAAACAUUUCUUUGGUUUUUUUAUUCAAAACCCGCCGAGCCGAAUCUCUAUCUGAAUUUUGGUUUUUUCCUCAAAAUCCACUGAGCCGAGCCGAAUCUCUGUCCAAAUUUCUCGAAAAAAUGAGCGAGUGGUGGCAAGGAGAGACAGUUUAUGUUGAUGAAUUUCUAGCGGUACGUACUCAUUAUUCUUGUUUAAUUUUUGUUGUUGUUCUAAGCUUUUUAAUUAAUCUAUGUACUGACCUCGUUGUUAUUUUCUCGUAGGAUGGGGACGACGUGGAUAUAUACAACAAACGGUAUUAUCUCGAGCAAGGAUAGUUGGAUCCAACCGACUUGUACGACCAACCCAACCAUCGGUCAAGGGAUGUUUGGAACGAUCAGCGCAUGGCCAAGAUGCGGUUUUGCCCUAGGAUAAUAAACCGCACCUUAGAGG